AAAACCACCAAAGACCACCAUAUACCCCCACCCCCACUUUACCCUUUUACUCAAACCCCACACCCACCAACACAACAACUACUACUACUGCCUUGUCAUCUCUCAAAUCCCAUGUUAAACAAACUGGUUUCUUGAUCCAAACAUCAUGUUACUACUUCUUGCUAUUAUUACCAACUCAUUUUGUCCAAAGGUAUAACGUUACUGGUGAAAUUGGUCCACUGAGGUGGUUUUAGAGCCUGUUAUCAAGUUUUUAUUCGUGAAUAAACGCUGUUGUGUACGUGCAUUGCAAUUGGCAUCUGCUGAUAUAGCUAGGUUGGCCUAAUGGGUUCUCGGUUCCCAUCUCAUAAGUUGGGCAAUGGCCUUUAUGUAUCUGGCCGGCCUGAACAGCCAAAAGAAAAGACUCCAACUAUGAGUUCAGUUGCCAUGCCUUAUACUGGUGGUGAUAUCAAAAAGUCCGGAGAACUCGGGAAAAUGUUUGAUAUCCCAACUGGAGGGGCACGGAAAUCCGGACCUAUUAACAAUGCCCCAACAAGAACGGGAUCAUUUGGUGGUGCUGCUUCUCAUUCCGGUCAACUAAACUCAAGCAACCGCAUGGUUUCUGGUGGUACUGGAUCUGUUUCUUUGAAAAAGACAAACUCUGGGCCUCUAAAUAAACACGGGGAGCCUAUAAGGAAGUCGAGUGGGCCCCAACCUGGAGGGGCUCCUGUUAGUUCCCGCCAAAAUUCUGGCCCGAUUCCUCCAGUUCUACCUACCACGGGCCUCAUUACAUCCGGGCCCAUUUCUUCAGGCCCACUAAAUUCAGCUGGUGCUCCGCGGAAGGUGUCGGGUCCGUUGGAUUCCACUGGCUCAAUCAAGCUACAAAGUUCUAUUGUUAAUAACCAGGCGGUUACUAAGCUAAGCCAUGGUGAAGAAUAUUCCUUCCGAAAGAGCUUCCCGAAGUCAAUACUUUGGUCUAUAAUUCUUCUAUUUGUGAUGGGAUUUAUUGCUGGGGGAUUUAUUCUUGGUGCUGUUCACAAUCCCAUUCUGCUUGUCGUUGUUGUUAUCCUCUUUGCCAUUGUUGCUGCAGUAUUCACAUGGAAUACUUGUUAUGGAAGAAGUGCUAUUGUUGGUUUCAUUUCUCAGUACCCUGAUGCUGAGCUUAGAACUGCAAAAGAUGGUCAAUUUGUUAAAGUAUCUGGUGUAGUUACAUGUGGAAAUGUUCCUCUGGAAUCUGCAUUCCAGAAGGUUCCUAGAUGUGUUUAUACAUCCACUAGCUUAUACGAAUACCGGGGUUGGGAUUCAAAAGCUGCCAAUCCAGAACAUCGUCGUUUCACUUGGGGCCUUCGUUCCCUGGAGAGGCAUGUUACGGAUUUCUACAUCUCUGACUUCCAAUCUGGAUUAAGGGCAUUGGUGAAAACUGGAUAUGGUGCAAGGGUAACCCCUUAUGUUGAUGAAUCUGUUGUUGUGGACAUCAAUCCAUCAAAUAGGGACAUGUCCCCCGAUUUUAUCAGGUGGCUAACUGCCAGAAAUCUAUCCAGUGAUGACAGAAUAAUGCGAUUGAAAGAAGGGUAUAUAAAAGAAGGUAGCACGGUCAGUGUAAUGGGAGUUGUCCAACGAAAUGAUAAUGUCCUUAUGAUUGUUCCUCCGCCUGAGCCGUUUUCAACAGGAUGUCAGUGGGCUAAAUGCAUUCUUCCAGCCAGUCUGGAUGGCGUUGUACUGAGAUGCGAGGACAGUUCAAAGAUUGAUGUCAUUCCAGUGUAGCCGAUGAAGGCCCUACUGUUUUUGGUAUGAAAGUUGUUGCAAAAUCCUCUUUUCCGUAGUAAUGAGGAUGGCGUCUCCACUCGGUUAACAAGGUGUAUAGUUUGUCAAUCCUAUUUUUUGCUUUUUUUUUUUUUCUUUUGCCCGUAAUGGUGUUGGUGUGAUUAGUAUUAUAAUAGAGGAAACGUGUUGAUUAAUGAGGAUUUUUUGAGGGAGUUCUUAUGGCCAGAGAACUUUUAUAUAUUUUUAUUCAUGUGGGGGCUUGUCAAAAUCUGUUUGUCCUGAAAAAAAAACAAGGUAUGUUUAUUUGGUUUGAUGAAUUCUUUUGUGGCCUCUUAGCCACUUUCAA
Messenger RNA from Lycium ferocissimum, 2086 nucleotides. RefSeq lists its product as uncharacterized. NCBI's taxonomy places the organism in Eukaryota, Viridiplantae, Streptophyta, Magnoliopsida, Solanales, Solanaceae. The transcript is spliced from 5 exons. The record is from RefSeq and is a predicted model, not a curated record. Bases 322 to 1740 code for a protein of 472 amino acids.